AUGUCGGACAUCCAGCAGUACCUGUUGGACUAUGAUCGAGACAAGAGAGAGGCCAGUGCCACUGCGCAACGGAGCGCAAAUCAACUGCAGAAUGGCCAAUUGAAGCUCCUGAAGCUUGUGGGAGACCUUGGAGACUACUUCAACAGCGAGGAUGGCGCCACCAGAUCCAAAACAAUAUCCUACCUCGCCGAGGUCCUAGCAGCGACGCCCCAGAAAGUGCUGUCUCUCCAGCAGCGUAGCCUCCUAUGCGACUUCGUUCUGUCCCGGACGGAAGACAGUGAGGGGCUGGGCUCAUGUGCGAAGGCGCUGCUGGCGCUGGAAGAGCUGGGCAAAUGGGACGACGACAGGGUGGUCAGUAUUGUGGAAACGCUGCUUAGCAACACCCAUCCCCUGCGCCAGUACAAGCAGCAGACCGAACGAUACCCCGUGCUUCAACUCAUCGAUACGCUCAUGGCCAAAUACCGCGAGCCUUUGCGAGUACACCACACAGAGACAGGCGACUUUCUGCCCCGAUUCAUAUCCUACUUCGACGGCGAAAAGGACCCACGCAACCUGAUGGUCGUCUUCUCCAUCCUCAGGGUGCCUAUGGCCGAGUGGAGUAUAGGCGCAGAUGCGCAGGAUCUCUUCGAUGCUGUUUUCAAUUACUUCCCCAUCACAUUCCGACCCCCACCCGACGACCCCUACGGCAUCACCGCGCAGGAUCUCAAGGACCGACUAAGAGACUGCAUAUCUUCGACAUCCGACUUCGCGCCUUACGCUUUCCCUGCUUUACUAGACAAGCUUGAUUCGACAUCGAUGAACACAAAACGCGAUGUGCUCCAGACCAUCACCGCAUCAGUCAACGAAUAUGGGCCCCGUACAAUCUCGCUCUACUCUAUCACACUCUGGGAUGCCUUAAAAUUCGAGAUAUUGAACGUCCAGGAGGAGGACCUGGCCGAAGAAGCGCUGAACGGUCUAGCUGCCGUCGCAAGAUCCUUAUCUCAAGGGACCAGUGGACCGCUGAACGCGUACCUACGACCGAUCGUCAAAGAAUGUAACGAGCACCUCGAAGAUGCGCCGACGAAACAGUCACAAGCUUCUGCACGCAUAUUGCACAAGAUCGCACAAGUCUCUGCCGAGGUCACCAACAUGUUAUUGGCAGGAGUGCUACCCACCCUGUUCCUACUCUUCCAGAAUGCAGAUACCAUGGCAAAACGAAGAGGUUUACUCGAGGUUUUGAUCCAACUGGUACGUGCCAAUAUCGCUGUGUAUGGCGACUGGCGCUCACCAGGUGCUACUGGAGAAAAGGUGGAUACCAACGGUCUGAAAGAGUUCAGGGAACAGUCACUAGAGGUUCUCCUCAACGGCUUAGAGUCGGCCCCGACGAAGGAAGUGUCUUUUCGACUAGUGUGCCUUGAUGGGCUACUUCAGCUUUCCAAAGUACGACAACUUCUGAACGACGAAGACAUUGGCAAAGCGAUCCAAGCUUUGCAAACCAUCGUCGUUCACGAGGACUCUUACGGCAAGGACGAAGUGAAAGAGGCUGCGAUUAAUGGCAUCGUGGACAUUGCGCACCAAAAACCUCAAGUUAUAGUCGACAAGGCCUUCCCUGCCUUCUUGGCACAGCUGCCGGAUAAUGAUGCUGAUGGCUCCAAAAGCUACUCAUCCUCGUUGGAGGCGUUUGCAAAGCUUGCAAGCGAGGAUAAGGUUUUCGACACUGUCCUGCUACGUCUCAAGAACAAGUUCAGUACAGCGGUUCAACAGAAUGCUUCGUCAACAUAUCUCGUUGCGUUACUGUCAGCAAUGCUCUAUGCACUUAACAAGGGUGAAGCCAAGCUGUCGUCAAACCCCCAAUCUUCAACAUACUACAACGAUAUUGCACUACCGCUAUUACAACGAGCGUCAAGCUCCGAUUCAUCGCACCCUACUGCGUUUAAUGACGAAAGCACACUCGAUCUGGUCGGCCGAAUAUGCGGCCUCAUUAUCAGAUCGCAAUCCGUGGAGUCACAAAAUGCGAUCGCCACAGAAUUGUACACCCUUUUCCGUGGCACUCCGCAAUCCGAUCUACCUCCCUUUAGUCUCCACGCAGCAGCAGAGAACGACAAAACCAUGGUGAUCAGCACCCACCUCUUGGCCUCGUUUAGGAAAGAGACCACGCUCCCUUGUGAGCUGCAGCUCCUCAUCACGUCACUGGCCGAUUACGCACAAGAACCACGGCUUUCAAUUCCCAUCCGUUCCGCAUCUCUGCGCCAGCUCUCUCUCGUCAUCAACAAAUACUACUCUAGCUCUGCGCUCAGGACAUGUAUGGACCCUCUGGAAUCCAAGUUUGACCUGUUCAGCAGCGAGAAGCUUGAUGCCCAACGGACACGCAUUAUCUUUGCAUGCCUCAAGGGUGUCGUCUUGAGGAGCAGUCUGGCGCUCAACACCCUAUACCCCAAAGUCCUCUCGUUGCUCUCGCACCCACAGUAUGGUGGCACAGUCGCGCAUGGCUUCACAACACUGCUCCAGCCUGACGACCUGCUGACGAAACACAACCACUGCCAGAUCUCCGGCCUGCACAAGCAGAAGAGCUUUGCACUACUCAUCCCCAAUAUCACACAAUUAUUCCGUGAAGCAUCGACUGAGACAAAGCCAAACUACCUCGUUGCACUCAACGGUGUACUGAAGUGGAUGCCCUUUGAAAUUGUCGUCGAAGAGGUCGACAAGCUCGUCACGUUACUGCUGCAAUCACUCGAUCUCAAGGGCAUCGACGUGGUCAAGGAGGCGACGAUUGAAACGCUUUGCUCCACGCUGGUCGAGAGAGCAAAGGUGCUGGAAGAGCACAGUGGCAGUUUGAUCGGGCGGCUACUUGCUAACGCUACUGUGAGCCGGGAGUCCGGAGCGCCGGCCAAGGUGCGGGUAGCAGCGCUUCGAUGCCUGACACUGGUACCGGAGAAGUUUAGACAAGAGACGGUACUGCCGUACCGAAGACAGGUGGUCAAGAAGCUGACCGCAGCGCUGGACGACAAGAAGCGAGAGGUUAGAAGCGCGGCCGUCAGGUGCCGCGCCAAGUGGUUGGAGAUUGACGAAGCUGGAGAUGAUGAAUAG
Molecule: messenger RNA, 3066 nt
Organism: Ascochyta rabiei
Lineage: Eukaryota; Fungi; Ascomycota; Dothideomycetes; Pleosporales; Didymellaceae
Exons: 2
Coding region: 1-3066 (1021 amino acids)
Biological process (GO): iron-sulfur cluster assembly
Cellular component (GO): cytosolic [4Fe-4S] assembly targeting complex
Source: RefSeq, a predicted model, not a curated record